Miscanthus lutarioriparius is the source of this 489-nucleotide messenger RNA. The record is from the annotation of a GenBank genome assembly. Lineage: Eukaryota; Viridiplantae; Streptophyta; Magnoliopsida; Poales; Poaceae.
AUGAGGCCCGCCGCCGCCAGCACCGGCGGGUUCUGUCUCGUGCUCCCCGCGGCGCACAGGCCUCCUCCUUGUCUUCCUAGCAGCAGUAGCCGAAGAGGAGUAAGAAUACGAGCGGCGGAGGCAGCAGCGCCAGCAGGCGGCGGCGGCGCGCUGCUGGGGCGUCCCCUGGAGGACGUGUACAAGGUGCGCGUGGAGCGCGGCGAGGUGGCGCGGGCGCGGGUGGAGGCGCUGCGGGUCAUGGAGACGUGGUCGUCGUGGCGCACGGGCGGCCGGUGCCGGAUGCCGUGGGACUGGCAGGUGGACCAGCUCGUGUACGUCGUGUCCGGGGAGGUGAAGGUCAUCCCCGCCGGCGCCGUCCACGGCGACGACUACAUGCACUUCGUGGCCGGGGAUCUGGUCAGGUACCCGCGCUGGUUCGAGGCCGACCUCUACUUCGACGGCCCGUACGAGGAUCGCUACCGGUUCCUCGCCUACGGAGACGACAACUAG